CAAUCUAGAAGGUGGCGGUAAUAGCAGCAGAAGAAGUACCCGGCGGAAGUUGUCAUUCUCUUCCGAAGUAACGGAAGAAAGGCGGAAAUGAUCCAACUAUCUCUAAUCUUGGACCAUGCUUGAAUGGAGAGUGUUUAAAGAAGCAGAGAAGCCCGCAGAGAUGGCAGAGGCACAUCAGACACGCGUGCAGAAAGUGGUCGAAGAAAUGGUCCAAUCUCUGGAGAAGGACCACAUCCGGAAGAUGCAGGGACGCAUGUUCAGAUGCAGCGCAGACUGCUGUGAUCGCCCCUCUGACUCAAUGACCCAGGUCCAUCAGUGUAUCGAGAGGUGUCACACUCCUUUGGCCCAGGCUCAGGGACUGGUCACUUCAGAGCUGGAGAAGUUUCAGGACCGUCUGACCAGAUGCACGAUUCACUGCAACGACAAGGCAAAGGAUCUCUUCGAUUCCGGCUCAAAGGAGCCGGCCAUUCGAUCACUCAUGGACCGCUGUGUUAGCAGCUGUGUGGACGACCACAUUAAUCUGGUCCCUAGCAUGACCCGGAGACUCAAGGAGAACCUGGACUCUAUACAGCAGUGAGGAACGAGUAGUCUGGACUCACUAAAUGAUUUGAGGAUUUCAGUGCAGGAACCAUAAAAGAUGGGAAGAGAUCAGUCCAAAGACUUUGAUGGUUAUUGUGGGAUUUGUUACUUAAGCUUAAAGUUAGUGACUUCUCUAAAUUAAGAAAGAAAUCCAAUGUCAUGUUACUGUGUGUAAACAGUGCAGUCAUGGUAGAUUUAUUAGAAUGAGAUCUAAGUUUUGACUGAAAUAGAGCAACGCUCCGUCAUGUGUGUCUCCUGUGAAGGAAUUUACACGCAGCUCUUCCUGGUCCGGCUACUCGCACUGUCUUGUUUUGUCCUGUCUCAGUUAGGUUUCUAGUUUUUCCUGUGAUUGUGUCUACCUCCACUGCUCAGAUUUGUUUUUAUGUAUGAAUUAAAACAGCAUCAAAAAUCUAA
Girardinichthys multiradiatus is the source of this 993-nucleotide messenger RNA. RefSeq names its product family with sequence similarity 136 member A (gene timcc). The coding region runs from base 116 to 577 and encodes 153 amino acids. The transcript has 4 exons. NCBI's taxonomy places the organism in Eukaryota, Metazoa, Chordata, Actinopteri, Cyprinodontiformes, Goodeidae. Gene Ontology annotation, cellular component: cytoplasm. The record is from RefSeq and is a predicted model, not a curated record.